UCUACCUGCUUAUUACGCUAAUCUAUUUCUAUAUUUAUUAAUAUUUCCUUGGUUGUCUAAAUUUUGUCUCUCAAUAUAAAAUUUAUGGACCGACUUGCUAUUAAAUAACCUUUUUUACGUAUAAAUAUAAAUAUACAGUUAUAUAUAAACCAUUCACCAGAUCUCUCUCUCUCUCUCUCUCAUAUAUACACAGUUUAUCUCCCUUUCCUUCGUCUCCAUCUUCUAUGAAAAUGGUUGAUCUUGAAACUGUGUGUUGCAUGUGUGGUGAUGUGGGUUUCCCUGACAAGAUCUUCCGUUGCAGCAAGUGCCAUAACCGCUACCAACACUCGUACUGCAGCAGCUAUUACAGCGAGCAAGGGGAGCAAGUUGAGGUGUGCGAUUGGUGUGAGAGCGAAGCGAAGAGAAAAAACGGCGGGAAACAUGGCAACGGCGGCGGCGGCUCGUCAAAGAGGUCGUACCGUUCGGAAUAUUCCUCCGCCGACAGUAUCAAACAACAAGUUCGCCAAGGGAAUCUUACACCUCCUCCGGCCGACAAGGCUAAGAUCGGCGGCGUACCUUCUCCUCGGACGACAACUCGCAGCCGUUUCACAAAAUAUGUUUACGUCAUCUCCAUAUCUCCGACAGCAACUGCGGCUGCGGUGAAGAACAGGCCAUUCUCCUGGUCUUCCUCCGAGGACAAGGUGGAGGUGGCAGAGUUGCAACAGCGUAAAUGGCGAGUUGGCAGCACUGAGAGCAGGAAGGGACGCAACAAUGGUGAUAGAACCACAGAUAAACAAAGGUUCUCCAACACACAAUGAAAUAAAAAGACAAAAGGCAUAAGGGGCAUACGAGGGAGGAAAUAUAAUAAGUUGAGCUGUGGACGUGUGGGCAAAUACCUCACGGGUUUGUAUUGUAUUUUGAUACUUUUUACCGUAUUUCUCGCCUCUUAACAAGUCUUCUUUUGUUAAUCUUCUGAUCGGAACGGUGUUUUCGGGGCAUUCACCGUUCAUGCGCCAAAGUUGAGCCACAACUUCCGAAUCCAUAGCAUUGUCCGAAUGCAUAGCACUCCGUUUGAAAAGAUCUUCUAUAUGAGAACUAGGCCUCAUCUAUUUACAAUAUUUGUCAAGUGCAGGAUAAAGAUUAGUAACUAAUUAAUAAACAAGUAAAACAAAGAAAGAUAUGGGAUAUUCCAAAUGGAUACAUGAUAUUGUAUAUAAUAUACCUGGAUAGUGUGGUUUCUAAGUAGAGGAUCAUCAAAAGCCGGUUGUUCAGUAAUGACAAUACAGUCUAUGAUAUCUCCAUCUGGGCUCUGUUUA
Tarenaya hassleriana is the source of this 1295-nucleotide messenger RNA. RefSeq lists its product as uncharacterized. Bases 225 to 797 code for a protein of 190 amino acids. The transcript is spliced from 5 exons. The record is from RefSeq and is a predicted model, not a curated record. NCBI's taxonomy places the organism in Eukaryota, Viridiplantae, Streptophyta, Magnoliopsida, Brassicales, Cleomaceae.